This is a messenger RNA of Nicotiana tabacum (common tobacco), 486 nucleotides long. NCBI's taxonomy places the organism in Eukaryota, Viridiplantae, Streptophyta, Magnoliopsida, Solanales, Solanaceae. The record is from RefSeq and is a predicted model, not a curated record.
AUGUCGUAUCUCCACUUUCUUGUAGUAGAAGACAAAUUGCUUCAGCUUCCUUCUGCUUGCAAGCUCGCUAAUGCCAGCAUUUCUAACUGCCCUGAGUUACUCAACAUUCCUUCAACUUCUCCUGAUUAUGCCAUCUUCACCAAUGCAUCUACUGCGUCCAAAACCCCGGUGGCCACACCUGCUGGGGCUUCUUCAUCAUCGUCGCCCGACACUACAAAGGAUUCCUCCAACGGAUUCAAGAACGGACCCCAGCUUUCAAUCUUUGGAACAGCAAUGGCUGCUGCAGUUGUAGCAGUCAUUUUAAGUGUAAUUCCUAGGGGAGCUACUAGUGUUUUGAUGUACGUCGGGAACUAUGUUGUAUGGAUUUGCUUGGCUGGUACAAGACUUAAUUUCGCUUCUUUUUCCUCUGGAUUUGAGAAAGUAAUAUGUGCCGGUGUAUCACGAUUAUUUAAGACCCAGAUUGCACCAUACUGGAUCUUGUUUUAG